AUGGCCGGAUUCAGUUUAGAAGAGUCGGCAUCGAAAAUUCUUGGAGUUUCGAUUGCCGUUAUUGCUGCAAUUUACGUCAUCUAUCCUCCAGGACUUCUGCUCAUUCCACUUUCUCUUUUUGUCUUCGCAUACACUACAAAAAAUGAGAAAUGCUCGAGUUCAGAUGUGGAAACGUUCUUCUCUGGAUUCAGAAUCGGAGGCCACCGUGGAGCACCGAAGAGUUUCCCUGAAAACAGUAUGGCCGGGUUUGCACAAGCGAAGAAAGACGGAGCUGAUCUAAUUGAAUUCGAUGUGGCGUUGACAAAAGACGGAAGAGCUGUAUUGAUGCAUGAUGAUGACUUGGAUAGAACUACAGAUAUGACUGGACCGAUCAGAAAUAAAACUCGUGCUGAACUCGACCGUUGUAAUAUUUCAGCGACUUUCAUCAGAACUGCUCCAGGAGAUCACAGUCGUUUUGAAGCAGUAGCUCGUGAAAGAGUUCCUGAUAUGGAAGAUGUUGUGAAUUGGGCAGUUGAGAACAACACUCGGAUGCUAUUUGAUGUUAAAGAUUCGGAUAAUGAGCUCGUUGAUCAAAUCGCAAACCUUUUCUCAAAAUACAAUCUAUACGACAAAGCUAUCGUUUGUAGUUUCUUCCCAUGGGUUGUCUAUCGUAUCAAGAGAGGAGAUCAACGUAUACUUACUGGAUUGACGUGGCGUCUCAAGUUCUGGUCUUACCACGAUAUUGAAAACCUUCGUCAAAGAUAUUCAGGGCCGAAGCAAACGCUUUUUGAAUUAAUAGAUGUCGCUCAUGUUUGGUUAUUGAAAAGAGUGACUCCAUGGUAUCUUGGUGCUGAUCUUCUUCUAACCAAUAAUUUGGAUAUUUCACAAGCCUUGAUUCUUGAUCAGAAGAGACGUGGAAUGCGUGUUGCCGUGUGGACAGUAAACGAUAUGGCUGAAAUGCACUGGAUGCUCAAAACCCUUCACAUUCCAAUCCUAACCGACUACCCAGAGCUCACCAAGCAAGCUGCUCAUUUAGAUGAACUACAGAAGAUUGAUUACAUGCCAAUGCACAAGUCUAGUUCCGAUUUGUAG
Caenorhabditis remanei is the source of this 1071-nucleotide messenger RNA. RefSeq lists its product as uncharacterized. The coding region runs from base 1 to 1071 and encodes 356 amino acids. The record is from RefSeq and is a predicted model, not a curated record. Gene Ontology annotation, biological process: lipid metabolic process. The transcript has 4 exons. Gene Ontology annotation, molecular function: phosphoric diester hydrolase activity. NCBI's taxonomy places the organism in Eukaryota, Metazoa, Nematoda, Chromadorea, Rhabditida, Rhabditidae.